UUAGCUCCGCACGUUUUUAGCAUUCGUCUUCUAUAUCAACAGAAUGGCUCAUGAAUCUGAUUUGACGCUUAUGUUUGCUUCUUUCCAAAAAUAUUUGGAUUCUGAACGUGAAAUUCGAGAGAAUAAUUUCCAUACGUUACACCACGAAAUACUCGUUUUUCUGCCAUGAUGUUAUGAAAAGAAGUUCAAAGAGAAAGUACUUGAGUCGUGUUGAUGUUGUUAAAUCCUUAUUCCGUAAAAAGCUUGCCCUGUAAAGAUAAACAGUUCGUCAUUGAAGUUCUUAGUUUGCGUGGAAUUUGUGUUGGCAAUUAGUAGAGAAAUUGAAAAUGAAGUUGAAAAUUAGUAGAGAAAUUGAAAAUGAAGAUUUGUUGACUACAGUGUGGAGUAGCAGUAAAAUCAAAAUCAGAGAAGCUGUGAAUGACCUGGAAGAUACAGCUCGAGAAGUGCUAACUUUACUACAAUCAAUUCAUCAGGUUGAGAACCAUGAAAGAGUCCCAGAAAUUUGUGAAAAAGCCAAAGGUUAUUUUAGCAAAAUUAAGGAACAAUAUGCAAACAUUGCAAGUAAAGUGCCUGAUAACCAAUUCUACAGAUUCCAUGAUCAUUGGAGAUUCGUCACACAAAGGCUUUCAUUCUUGGCUGCAUUUUUAUUCUACCUUCAAUAUCAUGGUUUAAUAUGUUAUGAAGACACUGCUGAGAUGUUAGGGUUAAGAGUGGAUAGAAAACAUGGUUUUCACUUGGAUCUUGAAGAUUUCCUUAUGGGCCUUUUACAAUUGGCAACAGAACUUGUAAGUGAUAAAUCCUGUUAGAAUCAUCAUCAUCAUCGUCAUCAUCAUUAUUUAAUGUCUGUCUUCCAUGCUGGCAUAGGUUGGAUAUCUUGACAGGAUCCAGUAAACCAGAGGACUAUGUUGAGCUCCAGUGUCUGUUUUGGCAUGGCUACUGUGGCUGGAUGCCAUUCAUAAUGCUAACAACUUUCCAGAAUGUACUGUGUGCUUUUUUUGAUACCAGCACUAGUGAGGUCACCUUGUGACUUGUAGGACAAAGAAAAGACCUUGGGGUUAUAUUAGGGUUAGGGGUGGCAUUAUGCUAGGUAUUGAGAAGUUAAUACAUGGCAGUAUAUAAGAAUGUAUAGAUGUAACUGGAAAGAAGAUAAUAAUGGUUAAGAUGAGAUGUCAGCACAUACUCUCAAGAUACAAGAAGGUUGGUAUAAGGAUUGGGAAUGAUGGAUGGAUAAGUUCAUUGGAAUGUAAGAGGUGAGUGACAGAUGGCUAGAGUUGGAUGUUGAGGUGAGUGAAAGUGUGGUUGCUGAUAAAUAUCAAAUUAGUUGAAAGAAGGUGAGAGCAACAGUAUAAUAGAUCUGUAAGUAGAUCAGAAAAUGUGUAAAUGAUGUGUGGUGUGGGAGAGUAGGAGUGAGUGGGGAGAAAUGUAUACUGGUAGAUGGAUGUCACAGGUAUGUAGGGGUGGCUAAAGUGGUGGACAAAGGUAGGAGGAAAAGUGGUUGUCAAUGACAGAUAUACCAGGGUGAUGAGAUUGAUAACAGAUAAGAGAUGGUGUUAACAAUAAGGUAAUGGCAGUUCUAAGAUGAAUCCUGGAAGCAUAGAAAAGGGAGAUUGGUGGAAAAUAAAGUGGGAAGGGAUGAUGUUAAAAAUGUGGGAUUGAUUUGAAACGGAAGUGGUUUCACGGGCAGGGGAGGUAACUGCUAGUACAAAGGUGGGUGAAAUGUGUGCGUAUUCUACUCAUGGUUAUAGGAGCUGUAUAGCGCUGUAGUUAGAAGAGUGGAGGGAUAGGUUGAAGGUAGAUGAGAGGUACAGAAAGCUUGUUGAGAACAGUUUGGGUGCAGUGACAGGGCUCAGACAUAAACAUACUGCUUUUAGGACCUAAUUUUUAUUGAGAUGGAUAGGUUUUCUUGAGCAUAGUGAAUUGUUAGUCAUCCCAAUCCUUUGUCAUCUCCUCCACGUGGCUUAACAUCAUGAGAUCAGUUUUCACUGCGCAUCCCAUGCCUUCCUGGGUCUCCUUUGUUUUACAAGUUCCAUUACAUUUAGUGAUUAAUACUCAUUUAUACAACUGUUCUCAUCCAUAUGAAUCACAUAGUUAUAUCAGCACACUCUCCCCUCUUGCACAUUACAUCUGGUUCUGCUUAUGUCCAAUUUUUCUCUCAACACAUUUGCACUUUGGACUACAUGAACAUUUACAUUGCUCAUCAAACAGAUCAUAUUAGCUUCAUUUCUUUCUAGUCUUUGCAUGUCCUCUGCAUUCAAGGCCAACUUUCACUACCUUGUAGCAUUGCUGUUUGUAUAUAAACAUCAUACAAUCUUUCACUCUUAACAGAAAACCUUUUGUCACUUACAGAGGUAAUAGCUCUCUGAACUUUCUCCAUCCUUUUCUUAUUGUAGCAACUAUACUUUAUGAACAUCAUCCUCAAUACCACUUAGGUCACCUAAGUAACAGAAACUAUUUACUACCUUUAGGGAACCUCCUGGGUAUUUCAGAAAAUCUAUUUUCUGUGUGUUCUUAGUAUUUAUUGCUCCUGCACAUCUGCCACAUACAAAGUCUGCUUUAUCCUUUAACCUUCCUGUGAUCCCACUGCAUCUCUUGUGUCUCCAUAGUUUGUCUGAGUACACAUUAUAGAAUUUCUAACUACAUCUUUCCUACAUAUUAAGUAGGGCAUUUUCAUGAUGGGAUUAGAAUCCUGUCUGUUUAUUACAUGUGUCUACAGAUUUUUCUGUUUGUUUUCCUAACUAGAAUUUUGGGUUUGUUAAGUUAACUUUAAUGCUCUUUGAUUCCAGGUUUUACUUUCACAUCUUGGAUUUCAUUUCUGAAUCUACUACAGAUUCUACAAUAAAAAUAAGGUCAUCAGCAUAUAGUAGCUCCUAGAGGCAUCCAAUCUUAAAUUCUUUUGUUAUGGUCUGGAGAACGAUGAUGAAUAGGAGGGGACUAAGAACUGAGUUUCAUACAUUAAAUUCAUUGCUGUACUCCUUAUUAACUCUCAUCUUACUGACAGCAUCUCUGUACAUAGCUUGUAUGACUCUCACAAGCCAUUUGUCUACACACAGCUUCCUUAGGGACCAAUGAUUCUUGAUGAACCAGAAGCUUUCUCUAACACAUUUUUAUAACAUAUUGUUUAAUUGUAUUUGAUGGUUUUUCAAGUACUUGUAAACGAAAACACUUACUGUUUUCAUUUACUUUCAUAAUAUAUCUAAUAAUUCUUAAAAUUAAUCUCUUCCUACUAUUAGGAAUCUUCUCUCUUCAUUGCUGUGUAUAUCUCACUACUUUGCUUUACAAUAUGUAGGCCUCUGACAUAUACAGCAUGCCCAUUUUUUUUCUUUCUGCUUUGGAGAAUUUCCUUUAUCUGGCAAAACUGAAGCUCAGUAUCUAGUUUUUACUCAUUUAGAUAAUGAUACCAUCAUAAGUAAGCAGGUAAGUGAUGCAAGUUGUCUUCUAACUUCAGGAAUCAUCACUGCUUUUCAUGGACUUUUUGUUUAUGGUUAUUAUGUUGUUAGCAACAGCAUCAAAACGAGGGAAGCAGAGAGAAGAGAGCUUCAUUUGAUGACCCCAUACACUUGCUGGCGUCUGGUAUGCAGAGUUCUUGACUGGUAGCACUUACAUGUGCAAGUUGUUUGCAAAACAUCUGUAUUCAGUACACUUAAAACGUUAAUACUUGAAAUUAUUCUGGUUAUAUAACUCUAUAUUUUCUCUAUUGUUCCUACAUAAGAACCUUCCUAAAAGAUUUUAAUUCUUCCCACAAUCUUUAGUUAAUUUCAUUUCUGAUCUCCAAUUUUUCUACAGAUCUUUUAUAGAUUCUGUCUCAAAACUUAGGCCCAUUUGAUAAAAAGAUUAUUUAACUGAUUAACAAAUGUUCACCUGCUGAUAUACUGCAGUUACUAGCCCUCUGUUUCUUCUCUAUUUGCUUCUCUGCUACUCUGUUGGCUAACUCCUCUGAAUUUGCAAACUGUGGAGUUGGCACUUCUCAAAUCCCACCCAAUGUACUGGCCACUUCUUUUAUGCUUCCCCUGUUUCUUUCCUUAACUCUACCUUUUGAAAUCCCUACCAAUACCAACCCAUUGAAGUUUAACUUCAGUGACCUCUGGGAUCCUUCAAGGAUCAAGGACACCAUCCCUGUUUCUCCAACUAAAUAAUUUUAAAAGGAGAAAAAAUCCUCUGUGAUGUCUAUCCUUUAAUUACUUCUUUCAGAUUUAAAGUCAUUGUUUGAAAGCUCUGUUGGUGUGCAACUACUAAAAUGCAAUUUAUCCAAGCAUAAUAACCUUAACUUCUAAUUCAUUUCUACUUCAUGUGAAUAACCAUUGAAGUCAAUUUGACUCCAUCUUUUUUAUGACUGUAUGGUGUCAUUUGAAGAAAACUUCUGUUUUUUUUUUGUAGUUCAAAUGACCAAAUAGAGACUUCUACAUUUGUUUUUGUGUUAGGUUGACAAGACACUUCCAUAUUAUUUCACUUGUGUUCUGCUAGAAUCUUAAUUGCUGAUUGUAUAUAAUUUUUUUUUUUCACUGAAAUUAGACUCCUGAAGGUUAGCCUAGUAUUUUAUUUAGGGAGUCGACAAAUUGCCAUCUGAUAUAAUAAAUGUGAAAACUAAUUCUUGUGUGUCAGUGUGUCACAUUUUGACUCCCUCUCUCAUUAUUCAUUGACACUCCUACUAUUGCUCAUAUUGGGGUGAGAGUAAUAGUAGGCAUAGAGAGGGUAGUAGAUUGACAGUUGUGAUGGUAAUGGGGUGAUAGUUAUAGUAUGAGCUGUAGUUGUGAUAGAGGCGGAGGCGAUGGUGUGAUGAUGAUGGUGGUGGUGGUGGUGGUGGUGGUAGCUGAAGCAGUCAGGGACAAUGGUGAUAGUAAACAAUGUGAAAGACAGUGGUGAUGGUGGUGGAGGGGAAGGCAGUGAAGUCAAAGGUAUUGAUAGUGCUGGCGUCAGAUGUCUGAAUGGAGUGUAUGGCAGUUGUGGUACUGGUGAUGGUGAUGGUUGGAAACAAUCAACAGAGAGAGAAAGAAAGAAGUUAGAUCGAAAAAAUUUGUACUGACCCCUGAAUGGGAAGACAAAAAAUGUUGUUUAUCAUGCAGCUUUGCAAUGAGUUUCAAGUCAACAAAUUAUAUCAUUGUUUUGAUGAAAAUCGUUCAUUGCUUGAAAACUAUUGGUCAAGUUUAAUAAAAUUUAAUAUGUGUUCAAUGCAUGAAGUGUCAUUUUGGGGCCCAAGGCCCAAUGAAGAACCCUCCACAGGGCUAAAUAAAAUUAGGUCGGUUUCUAAGUUUUUGAACUUGUGAAAUACGUUGGUUA
Molecule: messenger RNA, 5274 nt
Organism: Octopus bimaculoides (California two-spot octopus)
Lineage: Eukaryota; Metazoa; Mollusca; Cephalopoda; Octopoda; Octopodidae
Product: translin
Biological process (GO): RNA metabolic process
Molecular function (GO): RNA binding; single-stranded DNA binding; sequence-specific DNA binding
Source: RefSeq, a predicted model, not a curated record